Molecule: messenger RNA, 3280 nt
Organism: Anguilla anguilla (European eel)
Lineage: Eukaryota; Metazoa; Chordata; Actinopteri; Anguilliformes; Anguillidae
Product: paired box protein Pax-6-like
Exons: 14
Coding region: 551-1957 (468 amino acids)
Biological process (GO): regulation of transcription by RNA polymerase II; anatomical structure development
Molecular function (GO): DNA-binding transcription factor activity, RNA polymerase II-specific; RNA polymerase II cis-regulatory region sequence-specific DNA binding
Source: RefSeq, a predicted model, not a curated record
CAAAGACCACUCUGCCUGCAGCAAAAAUAGCGACAAGAUUACAAUUUCUUUUUUAAAGCCUGACAUUAGCUGCUACUAAUCCGAAUGGGACUAAUUGAUAAUCUUACAUCGUAGACGUAACCCGCAGAAGCUUCCGAAGUUUUUUUCCCGAAAUUGGACUAAGAAACGUUUAAUUGUUGAAAAGUCGUUUAGAAAGUUUCUCUUCAAUCAAGCCUGUUUAGUAGAUGGCUUUUAUGCCACUCUUCGGUCUUCGAUUUGCAUAGAAAUGUACUUAGCCUACAAAAAAUCUUCAACCUAACGGAAGCCAAAUGGUCGGAUGUACAACUUUAUAAAUUAAUCAAUUUUAGCUAUUGCUUCCUUCAAAACUUCACUACAUGCUCAACUUGGACCGCUUUCAGUGAGGUGACGAACGAGGAAACGGGAUUUCCAAUUGUACUCAAGAUCACUGGGAAACUAUUCUGCUGCUGAACUCUUUCAAGAUAUUCGCCAGCAUUUUAAUCCGGUUCAGAUUGAAAAAUCGUACUGACAAGGACUUUGACGUCGGCGCAGGAUGCCACAGAAAGAAUACUAUAACCGAGCCACGUGGGAGUCGGGCGUAGCCUCCAUGAUGCAGAACAGACAAGAGGUGUAUGACAUCUGUAACGAAGGUCACAGUGGUGUGAAUCAGCUUGGCGGUGUAUUUGUCAACGGUAGACCACUGCCUGACUCAACAAGGCAGAAAAUAGUUGAGCUUGCACACAGUGGCGCGCGACCGUGCGACAUCUCCAGGAUACUGCAGACCCAUGCUGAUGCAAAAGUCCAAGUGCUGGACAAUGAAAACGUAUCAAACGGGUGCGUGAGUAAAAUCCUGGGCAGAUACUAUGAAACUGGCUCAAUCAGACCCAGGGCAAUCGGGGGUAGCAAACCAAGAGUAGCGACUCCUGAAGUGGUCGGGAAAAUUGCGCAAUACAAGAGGGAGUGCCCUUCUAUCUUCGCCUGGGAAAUCCGAGACAGACUUCUAUCAGAGGGGGUCUGCACCAACGAUAAUAUACCCAGUGUAAGUUCAUUGAGUGUGUCAUCAAUAAACAGAGUCCUUCGCAACCUGGCUAGCGAAAAGCAACAGAUGGGUGCAGAUGGCAUGUAUGAUAAAUUAAGAAUGCUGAACGGUCAAACUGGAACUUGGGGGACACGUCCGGGCUGGUACCCCGGAACCUCGGUACCAGGGCAACCAAACCAAGAUGGUUGUCAGCAGCAGGAUGGAGGUGAAAACACAAAUUCAAUCAGUUCGAACGGAGAGGAUUCAGAUGAGACACAAAUGAGGCUUCAGCUGAAGAGAAAGUUGCAAAGAAAUCGAACAUCGUUUACGCAAGAGCAAAUAGAAGCCCUGGAAAAAGAGUUUGAAAGAACUCACUAUCCAGACGUUUUCGCAAGGGAGAGACUAGCAGCCAAAAUAGACCUCCCAGAAGCCAGAAUACAGGUGUGGUUUUCUAACAGAAGAGCGAAAUGGAGGAGAGAAGAAAAACUCCGAAAUCAGCGAAGACAAGCAAGCAAUUCUUCAAGUCACAUUCCCAUUAGCAGUAGCUUCAGUACGAGCGUCUAUCAGCCUAUUCCGCAGCCCACGACGCCCGUGUCCUUCACAUCAGGGUCAAUGUUGGGAAGGUCAGAUACAGCUCUGACAAACACAUACAGCGCCCUGCCACCCAUGCCAAGCUUCACUAUGGCCAACAACCUGCCUAUGCAACCCCCUGUACCCAGCCAGACAUCCUCCUAUUCCUGCAUGCUGCCCACCAGUCCUUCAGUGAAUGGGCGGAGCUAUGAAACAUACACGCCCCCUCAUAUGCAGGCACAUAUGAACAGCCAAUCAAUGGCCACUUCUGGUACAACCUCAACAGGUCUCAUCUCCCCUGGAGUAUCUGUCCCAGUCCAAGUUCCAGGCAGCGAACCUGACAUGUCUCAAUACUGGCCAAGACUACAGUAAAGAGAAGAACUACUUCACUUUGUGACUUUUCACUGAGGCUUGUCUGUCCAGCAGUAUUCUAUCAAGAACAGAGAGAGAAGAAAGACUCUGAAAGAGAUUUUUUUUUGGACUGGGAUUGUACCCUAUGCUAUGAGUCUUGGGACAAGAAGACUUGAAAAGAUUGACUUUUGUAAAGUGCCCGGUGUUAUAUCCUAAAUGGAACAAAACUCUUCGUUUUCGGUUUUGGACUUGCGUCAUUUUUUUGUGUUUUUGUAUAUGGCCAUUUGUACGUUAUGACAAACACAAGAACAACCAUGGAUGGACUAUGAGACUCAGUCAUUCUUUCAUCCGCCUGAAAAGGAGAAUCUGGGGGCAAGAUAAUCUGCUAUUAAUAGUUUUUUCUUAUAUCAAGUACUUCUACCAGUCUUUGUGCAGAUUGCGGACUCUGUCAAUACAAGCUCGUAUCAUUCCACUGCUGAGCUGGAAGAAAGAUGCUAGCUGUUUGUAAGCCCCUUUAUUUGUUUUUUCCCCCAAAAGUUUGUUGGCAGAGAAAACGUAUGAGGGAGCUCUACCUGCUGAAUAGGAAGCCAAACAAACAUUCGAUAGCUGAACAGUAGAUUGUGUCUUCGAUAUAAUUCAGUUUGUUUUUGUCAAUAUGUAUUUGUCUUCCCUAGAAAUCUCCCAAAACAAUUUCUAUAAUAAAGUUAAUUUCAUUUACGUUUCCCAGAAUAUUCUAUAGAUUUUUCAUGCACAUUUUCAUGCGUCAUAAAAACAUUUCUUUAGGUCAGGUAAAAACUUGUUGUUCUUAGAUAUAGUUGUACUGUAGUGUUUUUCAGUCAGAUCAUUUUUGUGCGACUAGAGAUAUUUCAUUCCUAUAAUUAAGUUAAAAAAAAUUGCUUGCCAGAAUUUUAUAUAUAAGCGUUUGGAAGUUGUUUACAACUACAUAUCAGAAUUGCCAUUGUUGAUUGUAAGAACAGACCAAAGCCUUGUAUUUCAUUUAUUACACAUUUUUCUUUUUUAUUAUUAGACUUGUGUUGCUAAUUUUGUAAACCUUUUCAGUUCUUUUACAAUGGCUUCAAGUAUGUUCAACUACAAGGGUAAUUGAGCGGUUGUUUAUUUAUGAGUAAGAACCACAUAUGUUUUUAGCAUGGUAGGCCAUGCUGUGGACCAUAUUAUGGUGUGUACUGACACCAUGGCAUAAAAAGGGGUUCUGCGUCAGUGCAUUGCGUUGAAGAUGAAAAGUCUAUGCUACUGUCUCUGAAAUAUUUCAAUUUAAUUUUAUUUAAAAUGGAGCUUUCUAAAUGUAUUUUGUGAAAACUAUAAAAAAAAUCAUUUUGUACAGUA